CAGGCAGGCUGGGCCUUGUUUGAAAAAACGAGGCGGUGGUAGCGGUGACCAAUUUUGGGGGUGGGGUGGGGUGCAAGGCUUGUUUUGGGAAAUUGACGUGUCAGAUGCGCUGGAGCACCUGCUUACUUGGUACUGAAGAAUAAAGCUACUUGUGGAUCUGAAAGUACACCCUGUGAGGAUACCUGGCUGAAAACAUGGCAACCCAAGUAGUCCAACUGUCCAGCCGUCAAUCAGAUGCCAACCUGACCAGAAAGGUGAACCUCAGAAUGCCCCUGAAGAUCCUAGAGCCUGGUCGGUCAAAGCUAUCCACUGUUGAGACCAAGAGGAUUAUAUCUGUGAUGGACGAUACCAUCUUUAAGGUUGAGCUGGUCAGCGCAUUCUCUUACAUCAUCAAGAACCUUGAGGAUAUGAGUGCAGUGUUGGGACCUGAACUUACAGGGGCUCUUAAGGAACAUCUGCGGCUUUCAAACGUUAUGGAGGCUACGCUCACCCGCCUUGAAGAGGAAGGGGUGUUGCAAAAGGGCACUGCCAGGGGGUGGCUCAUUGACACUGAGGAUCCAAGUGGCUACCUUGUCUUGCACAUACAAGGCUUAAGGUCUUCUGUCCGAAAUAUUGUCCGCCUGUUUUUUGCUCAUCCCUUAGCUUAUCAGGCAAUACACGAUAUUGCCAAUUUCAGGCAGCUGGCUGUCUCACAGUUCAUUAAAGGCCUUGUGGAGCUCAGGGGGUUCCUGCUUGAGAAGCUUCUGACUACCCCAUUAGAAGAAAGAGAAAGGAAUCGGUUUAUACAUGAAAUAAGUCAGCGAGACAAGAAAAACACGGAGAUGAUUGCAGCUUUGGAGGAGGAACUGGCAGCGGAGAUCAAGAGUCGUGAUGAUGAGAUCUCCAGGAAGAACGCCACAAUCAAGGACCUCAAAACCCACUUGCACAGCCUCUCCAAGGUCUCUGAAAACCAAAUCCUGCGCACCCGAGCAGAAGCGGAGAAGGCGCAGAAGACGGAGCUACGUGGGUCCCAGGGCAAGUGUGCCAAGUUGCAGCAGGAGCUGAAUCAGCUCAGAGCCGCAUUAAAUGCCCUCAUUUUAGAGGACCGGGAGUCUGAACUUAAUCUCCGGAAGAAAAAAUACAAAGUGGAGAUGGAAAUAGAGAACUGGGUCCAGAAGUAUGAUAUUGAGAUGCUAGAAAAGCAGGAGGAGAUUGAGGAGAUUGACGUGGUCUAUGUGGUAGAGAAGGAACAGCUGGCAGAGCUGAGAGAGAAGUAUGCGCUGCUGGAUCAGGAAUACAGCCAGAUCAAGGAGGAGAGGAGGGUGAAGCAGGAGCAGAAGGAGAAGGCCGAGAAGGAGCUGGCCAUCCUGGUCCGAGCCGCCACCCUCAUCCAAGCCUUGUGGAAGGGCUACCUGGUGAGAUCGCUGCUACGGUCCAAGAGGAAGAAGAAGGGCAAAGGGAGGAGAGGGAGGAAGUGAGCCUUCAACUCUUCCUGCCCUGCCCCGUCCCCAGUCACAGGCAGCCGAGUCCAUUCCAGAUCGUCCAGAAUGGAUAUUUAGCACUCCCAAGGGAGGUUUGUCGUUCCUCAAUAAAUGCUAUCAGCCAAAUAGGCAAAGUUGUAAAA
Messenger RNA from Lacerta agilis (Sand lizard), 1603 nucleotides. It is a transcript of the gene DRC10, whose product is annotated as IQ motif containing D. Gene Ontology annotation, molecular function: protein binding. The record is from RefSeq and is a predicted model, not a curated record. Bases 195 to 1457 code for a protein of 420 amino acids. The transcript has 5 exons. NCBI's taxonomy places the organism in Eukaryota, Metazoa, Chordata, Lepidosauria, Squamata, Lacertidae.